This is a messenger RNA of Oryzias latipes (Japanese medaka), 1904 nucleotides long. It is a transcript of the gene pjvk, whose product is annotated as pejvakin. The record is from RefSeq and is a predicted model, not a curated record. NCBI's taxonomy places the organism in Eukaryota, Metazoa, Chordata, Actinopteri, Beloniformes, Adrianichthyidae. Gene Ontology annotation, biological process: programmed cell death. Gene Ontology annotation, cellular component: cytoplasm.
UCAGAAUGGUGGAUUAGGUCCAAAGUAAACCAUAGAGGCUUCCCCCAAAACAGAAAUCCAGACUUCUAAAGGGAGGUUCAUGUCAAACCAGAUGUUUUGUGGAUCAGAGUCACAUGUGUACAUGUUCUGUCCAGGACAAAGACUCUCCCAGACUAACUCUCUGCAAUUUUGUGAAUGGGAUCAUAACAGAUUCUCAUUGUGUCCUUAAAAACCUGCCAAACGGCAAGUGGCGGGCCUCGUCUGUGGAGCGUGCCUUCCCCUCCAUAUUGGCUUACACAGAAUCUGCAUUAUUUAUCACCUCACGGGUUUCACAGAACGCUCCAGAAUCAGCCUCCCCAUUGAGACAAGCGACAAAAGGGAGGCACAGGAGUAGAGGUCAAAAUGUUCGCCGCCGCCACGAAAAACUUUGUGAAACAGGUUGGAGACACGGGGAGGCUGAUCCCUGUUCCCAGCCUGAGCGAGGCCGACCACUACCAGCCCCUCAGCCUGGUCACCAGGAAGAGGAAGAAGCACUUUUGGCAGAAGAACAAGUUCUCCUCCACAUCUUUCUCACUCAAAGAUAUCCUCGUUGGGGAAAAGGAGAUUACCGCAGGGGUUUCUUCUUAUCAGCUUCUCAACUAUGAGGACAAAUCGGACGUGGCGCUCAACGGCCGAUUGGGAAACCACCUUAUGAACGACGUGGGGUUCAACAUCAGCGGUUCAGACUCGGUGGCAGUCAAAGCCUCGUUCGGCAUCGUGACCAAACAUGAGCUGGAGGUGCCGACUUUACUGCGGGAACUGAAUUCCAGAAAAGUGGACCUGGAUCACUGCCUCGUUCGUCAGUCCAGAGGAAGUGGACGUAGUGUUCUGUGUGUGGUUGUUGAGAGCAUUCGUACCACACGUCAGUGUUCUCUGACUGUCCAUGCUGGCAUGAGAGGGACGACCAUGAGGUUUCAGAUCGACGAUGGCAGAAUCCCUAAAGGUCGUGACAAAGCUAUCAUCAUUCCAGCUCACACCACCAUCGCCUUCAGCAUCUGUGAGCUGUUCUUUCGUCUGGAUGGACGUCUUGAUAUUUGUGUAGCCCCAGAGUCUCAGGGGGGGUUUGAGCGCGAGCAGAUCCUUUUCUUCUUAUAUUUUCACAAUUUGUCCUCGACUCACCCCAAACUUUCCUGUUUAGACGAUCGGACCUUCGAGGAGCUCACGCACUCGGACACCUACAUGGACGACAUGGUGACCGACUACUAUGAAAAAGCCGCCAGCAUGACGGAUGUGUCCACGGCCUACCUGAGGGAAAGCUCUCACACGCGGGUGAACCUCCUCAAGCACAACAUCCCCAAAGGGCCCUGCGCGCUGUGCGGCAUGGGCAACCAGAAGAGGGAGACGGUCUACGGCUGUCUGGAGUGCUCCUCCGGCGCCCAGAAAUACGUCCGGUUGCACGUGGUGCCCUGUUUUGACCUUUGGCAUAAAACCCUGAGGUGAAAAAGACUUGAAAAAGUCGGCUGAGCGAACGACUACGCAUCGUCACGCCACACCACGACUCUGACAGCUGAAUUUUUCACAAUUAAAAAGUGCUGCCGUCUGUUUGAGGCAUUGAGGCGGAUAGUCUUGGGUUUACUUUUGGCAGGACGCCAUUUUCCACACGUGCUGCCCUGUGAACUGUAGCUACUAGGUCAUAAAUGAUUCAAAAGGGGGAACUUUGACGAAUGACGGGCUCCUCACCGUUCCAAAUGGGUCACUAAAGCAAGGAAGUCCUUUUCACUGAGUCUGAAUGAAGUUUUUUAACUUUUUGAAUAUUUAGUGAAAUCACAUCUGACAUGAAGAGUUGUCUAUUUAACAUAUUGAAAAGGUAAAGUUUACAAAAAGUUUUUUUUUAAGCAAACGUCACAUAACAUUAAAAAACAACUUGUACUAGCCUUAACAUUUAU